UUUACUUCUAUGUACAUAUCGUAAAAUGGCAACAAUUUGGAUUUAAUUUUUGGAUAAGGAAUCAUUGUUUUGCGCGGUAUUAAUAUUGAGUUCUCACUUAAUUAUUCCAUAUAUAAUUGCUUUGAUUAACAUUUAUAAAGAAUAAAAAUGACUAUCAGCAAAAAUAACAAGAUGCUCCAGCAUCUUAAUUAUAGGAUGCGAGUUACUCUUCAAGAUAGCAGAAUUUUUAUUGGUACAUUUAAAGCGUUUGAUAAACAUAUGAACCUUAUUUUGGGAGAUUGUGAUGAAUUUAGGAAAAUAAAGCCAAAGAAGAAGGAUAAAGACAGCCAUGAAAAGGAAGAGAAGAGGGCUCUUGGAUUGGUGUUGCUUCGAGGUGAAAAUAUUGUCUCGCUAACUGUGGAAGGACCUCCACCAGCUGAGGAGGGUCUUCCUCGAGUUCCCAUCCCUGGUGCGCAUCCUGGACCUGGACUUGGAAGAGCAGCUGGACGAGGAGUACCAGCUGCACCUGUUGGUGCUGCGCCUGUUGGUUUGCAAGGUCCUGUACGUGGUGUUGGAGGACCUUCACCCCAAGUAAUGGCACCUCAAGGGAGAGCUGCAACUGCAGUUGCUGCCCCUCCUCAAAUGAGACCACCUCCACCUGGUCCUGCACAACCUCAAAGAAUGCCAGGGCCACCUAUGCCAACUAGGGGUGCUCCACCACCUGGAAUGAUGGGACCACCACCAGGUAUGAUGGGUCGUGGAAUGCCACAACCUCCAAUGGGCCGUGGUAUGCAGCAGAUGGCAGGACCUCCUGGUAUGCGAGGGCCACCACCUGGCAUGAUGCGAGGAGGACCCCCUCCUGGUAUGAGACCGCCACAUCCACCCCGAGGUUAAAUGGAGAUUUUCAGCCAUUUUACAUGUUAUUCAUUUUAUUCUACAUUUAUCUUGUAUAAAAUAAUGUAAUUAAUUUUUGACAAUAAAAGGAUUUCUCACUUUUUA
Molecule: messenger RNA, 978 nt
Organism: Argiope bruennichi
Lineage: Eukaryota; Metazoa; Arthropoda; Arachnida; Araneae; Araneidae
Gene: SmB
Product: small nuclear ribonucleoprotein-associated protein B'-like
Exons: 5
Coding region: 148-873 (241 amino acids)
Biological process (GO): mRNA splicing, via spliceosome
Cellular component (GO): U5 snRNP; cytoplasm; U2-type prespliceosome
Molecular function (GO): RNA binding
Source: RefSeq, a predicted model, not a curated record